AUGCUUUUCCCGUUUUACGCAAGUAUUACCAACACGUUCUUGGCGUGCCAUCUCGACUCAGGAACGAAAAGCCGCAAAUCAUACCACUGGCAGCACGAAAUAUCCUCGUCGAGCCUCUUCCUCCCCCCCGCCCCCCGAGUGGGGUACAUUCAUACCAAUAGCAGCGCCAUACACAAGAUCGAUUUUGUGGGCCAAUUGAUGGCAUGGCCCAACUUUGAACGAGAAGUCAUUACCACAUUUUCUUUGCCAAGCACAAACUGGAACAAUGACACUCUUGACGUGCGUGUUGUGGGCUUCGGAUCACAAACCUCGAUCUCCGAGGAGCAGAUGGUCCUCGGAGAUGAGAUCGGGCUCCAAGGCCGUCUGGGCGAACGUCUUGGUCGGCCGGUGACCUCUUCCCUUCAAGCGCAGCAACACCGACGCCGGAUGGGGGACUUCAAAGCCAGUAGGCCUGCAGCAGCCGGGUACCGACGUAUCCCAGACAUGGUGUUGUUCGAUGGUGUGCCUGAAAUCAAAGUCGUUGGGGGGGCCAAGGCGCCGUGGCCCGAUGAGCACAUUAAUAUGCUGAGCGAAGGAGUGGACGAUUUUGAGGCCGGGCAAGAGGGGCCACUUCGCCGUCGUCUAGGCAUGGUAUAA
This is a messenger RNA of Penicillium digitatum Pd1, 636 nucleotides long. RefSeq names its product phosphoglycerate mutase family protein. The record is from RefSeq and is a predicted model, not a curated record. Lineage: Eukaryota; Fungi; Ascomycota; Eurotiomycetes; Eurotiales; Aspergillaceae.